Molecule: messenger RNA, 2322 nt
Organism: Polypterus senegalus (gray bichir)
Lineage: Eukaryota; Metazoa; Chordata; Cladistia; Polypteriformes; Polypteridae
Exons: 18
Coding region: 1-2322 (773 amino acids)
Biological process (GO): proteolysis
Molecular function (GO): aspartic-type endopeptidase activity
Source: RefSeq, a predicted model, not a curated record
AUGAAGUGGCUCAUUGCUCUCUGUCUACUAAUCGCCCUUGCAGAGUGCCUUCACAAGGUGCCUCUGAUUAAAGACAAAUCAAUCCGUGAUGUCCUAGAAGAACGAGGGCUACUAGAAGAUUAUGUAAGCAAAUAUCCGGUCAGCCCAAGUGACCAAGAUGCUGAGCUGGCGACCACAUCCAACGAGCCCCUGAAGAACUACUUUGAUAUAUCCUACUUUGGAGUCAUAUCAAUUGGAACUCCACCACAGUCUUUCAAAGUUGUCUUUGACACAGGAUCUGCAAACCUCUGGGUUCCUUCUACAUACUGUAACACUAAUGCCUGCACCAACCACAAAAGGUUUAACCCAAACCUGUCAUCAACCUUCCGGGCCAGCUCUACUGGCAUUUCUAUCCUAUAUGGAACUGGCAGUAUGACAGGACUUCUCGGAUAUGAUACAGUAUCUGUUGCUGAAAUUGAAGUCACCAACCAGAUGUUUGCCAUGAGUAAGACUGAACCUGGUAUCUUCCUCUACUAUGCAUCCUUUGAUGGAAUCCUUGGCCUAUCGUAUCCUUCUCUGGCGAUUGGUGGAGCAACUCCGGUGUUUGACAACAUGAUGUCGGAGAAUUUGGUGACAGAGGAUGUCUUCUCUUUCUACCUUAGCCCGAACGGUCAGACUGGCAGCGUUGUAACUUUUGGAGGAAAUGAUCCAUCUUACUACACUGGCCAAAUCUACUGGGUUCCUGUAACUUCCCAGACAUACUGGGAAAUCACCAUGACAAGCAUUAAAAUUAAUGGAUCUCCAGUUGCUUGCACCUCUGGAUGCAAGGCUAUUGUGGAUACAGGCACGUCUAAUAUUGUGGGACCCAACACUGACAUCAACAGCAUUAACGCAGCAAUCGGAACCAGUCCAGGCAACUUUGGGCAGGCUAUGGUGAAUUGCAACAAUAUAGAAAGCCUGCCCAAUGUUGUCAUCACCCUCAAUGGAUAUGAGUUUUCUCUGCCACCAUCUGCCUACAUUUCCCAGAAGAGUUCUGGAUGUUCUACUGGUUUUGGACUGAAUGGAAAGGACCAGUUGUGGAUUUUGGGGGAUGUGUUCAUCAGAGAAUGGUACUCCAUCUUUGACAGAGCUAACAACAGAGUUGGUUUUGCAAACUUGGAGUUCAGUGGAAGAGGUUCACCUAGCUCUGGGACAAAAAUGAAGUGGACUGUUGUUCUGUUGGCCAUCUUUGGUCUUUCAGAAUGCUUGCACAGGAUCCCCUUGUACAAAGGCAAAUCUGCCAGAGAGGCUCUCAAAGAAAAAGGCCUACUUGAAGAGUUCAUGAAGAUGCAUCCUUACAACCCCUCCAUCAAAUUCAACUCUGCUUUGGCCCAGAUUGCUAACGAACCUCUCACCAAUGACUAUGAUCUAUCCUACUAUGGGAUCAUCUCCAUUGGAACUCCACCCCAGUCCUUCAAGGUCAUCUUUGAUACUGGCUCUUCCAACCUCUGGGUGCCUUCUAUCUAUUGCAGCAGCAGCUAUGCCUGCACUAACCACAAUAAAUUUAACCCGACUAAGUCAUCCACAUACAGGGCCUCCUCCCAGACCAUCUCUGUUCAGUAUGGCACUGGUGCAAUGAGUGGAAUCCUUGGAUACGAUACAGUCACUGUGGGUAGCAUUGUGGACACCAACCAAAUCUUUGGCCUUAGCAAGAAUGAACCUGGAAGCUUCCUCUACUAUGUGGAAUUUGAUGGAAUCCUUGGGCUUGCCUACCCCUCAAUCUCUGCUUCUGAUGCAACUCCAGUCUUUGACAACAUGAUGAGUGAGGGUCUUGUCAGUCAGGACCUUUUCUCUUUCUACUUAAGCAGGAAUGGUCAGGAAGGCAGUGUCGUGACCUUUGGUGGAGUUGAUCCUGCCUACUACACUGGCAGCAUCCACUGGAUUCCUCUGAGUUCAGAGACCUACUGGCAAAUUACUGUGCAGAAUGUCAAGGUCAAGGGGCAGGUUGUUGCCUGUGUGUACGGCUGUGAGGCUAUUGUGGACACUGGCACCUCACUGCUUGUUGGAGAUUCCAACAAUAUUAACAACAUUCUGGCUUGGGUUGGAAUCUACAAGGAUCAGAAUGGGCAGUACUCUGUGAACUGCAACAACAUUGGCUCAAUGCCUGAUGUGACCUUCGUCAUCAAUGGAGUUGAAUUUGCCCUCCCUGCUUCUGCCUAUGUAAUGCAGAACAGCUAUGGUUGCUCAUCUGGCUUCAGCCCCAGCGAUGACCAGCUCUGGAUUCUAGGUGAUGUCUUCAUCCGGGAAUGGUACUCCAUCUUUGAUAGAGCCAACAACAUGGUUGGUCUGGCCAAGGCUGUUUAA